AUGGCAUCGUGGAACUUCAGAGCAUCUUCGUCAUCACAAAACAUUGAUGAAGAAGAACCUUUGAUACUAGAUAAUGUUGAUGAUUUCAGCACAGAUGAUGAAAUGGAUAGCUUACUUCGCGAUGAACAUGGUGAUGACGAUCAAAUGACACAGUCGUCUCAGCAUGUCAUUCCAGAACUGCAUGAGCGUAUGCAAUUCCAAUCAAAGGAGGAAAUUGUUGUUGCAAUCAAACAAUAUCACAUGACCAAUGGUUACAAAUACAACGUUGUUGAAUUGAAGCCUAACAUUUAUGUUAUUCGAUGUCUAGAAUACCACAAUGGUUGUCAAUGGCGAUUGAGGGCAGGCUAUAGCAAAGUCCGUAAAUAUUGGGAAAUCAAAAAUAUUGAUGGCCAACAUACCUGUUUCUCAAACAUACUAUCUCAAGAUCAUACAAAUCUUGAUUGUACUCACAUUGCCGCAAUUGUAUCAAAUUUUGUCCGCACAAACCCCUCCAUUCCCAUCAAAAGUUUGAUUGCAUAUAUUAAAGCUCGAUUCGGAUAUUCUGUGUCAUACAGAAAAGCUUGGAUCGCAAAGCAAAAGGCUCUUGCCAUGGAGUUUGGUUAUUGGGAAGAGUCUUAUAACCAUCUACCCAGGUGGUUGCAUGCGGUGAAGGAAGCAAACCCUGGUACAAUAUUACAGUGCACCGGUUCUCCAGUGGAGAUUGAUGGACAAACAGACAAUAAUUGCUACAUUAUGGAAAGAGUUUUUUUGUCUUUCGGUCCUUGCAUACAAGGCUUCAAAUAUUGUAAACCCAUUCUCCAAGUCGAUGGGACGUUUCUAACGAGCAAAUAUCAUGGAACUUUUCUCACCGCCAUGAGUCAGGAUGGCAAUAGAAAUCUUUUUCCAAUAGCAUUUGCAAUUGUAGAAGGUGAGACAAAGGAGGCCAUGAUAUGGUUCUUUCAACUACUUCGAGAACAUGUUUACCCUCAACCAAAUAUUUGCAUCAGCACUGACAGAGGAAAGGGUAUCUUAUCCGCCUUAAGAUCAGAAGAAGUUGGUUGGGAAGAAGAUGGUUUGAACUCUAUUUAUUGCAUACGUCAUCUAGCCUCCAACUUCAACAACAAAUUCAAAAAUCAAGACCUCAAAAAGCAAUUCAUCAAUUUAGCUUACGAGGUCAAGCAACCUAUUGUUACGACAAAGCUUACUGCACUAAGACACCAUUACCCACAACAAGUUGCUUGGAUAGAUAAAAUUCCAUUAAAUAAAUGGUCUCAAGCUUUUGAUGGAGGGAGAAGAUAUGGACAUAUGACCAAUCUUGCUGAGUGCAUGAACUCCGUUUUAAAGGGAGCACGUUCAUUACCAAUUUGUGCACUCAUCAAAACAACAUUUAAGAGGACACAAUCAUGGUUUCUUGAACGACGACUAAAAGCACAGUACAUGCUACAAGCAAUCCACCAAUUUCCUGAAGAAAUUGUCGACAUUAUUAGGAAAAAUCAACAACAAUCAGAAUUUUGUCAUGUUCAUCGCUACAACUGUGAAAAUUCAGAAUUUGAUGUUCAAGAAAUUUCAACACCUCACCAAUAUCGACCACAUCCAAUUUCCUAUAAGGUCAGGCUAAAUGAAUGGUGGUGUGAUUGUGGUCACUUCCAAGCUACUCGUCUCCCAUGUCAUCAUGUCAUUGCCAUUUGCGCAAAUUCACAUAUACCACUAACCCAAGUAAUCGAUCCAGUAUAUAGCCUUAAUAACAUUUACAAGGCAUACGAAGUACAAUUUCACCCAAUCAAAAAUGAAGAUUAUUGGUCUGCGUAUACAGGUCCAAACUUCAUACCAGAUCCUCAUAUGCGACGCAAGGCAUCCAGAAGACCGUCUACAAAAAGGAUUCCUAAUGAGAUGGAUCAAUCCACUCCAGAUCAGCCCAAAAAAUGCCCUUACUGCCGCAACGAAGGUCAUCAUAGGGGAAAUUGUCCAUUUCGUCAGUAG
Vigna radiata var. radiata (mung bean) is the source of this 1959-nucleotide messenger RNA. RefSeq lists its product as uncharacterized. The record is from RefSeq and is a predicted model, not a curated record. Gene Ontology annotation, molecular function: zinc ion binding. Lineage: Eukaryota; Viridiplantae; Streptophyta; Magnoliopsida; Fabales; Fabaceae. The transcript has 2 exons. The coding region runs from base 1 to 1959 and encodes 652 amino acids.